AAUUAGUUGCUUUGAGGAUUAAAACUUCAGUUACACUUGAGAAAUCUCCCUAAAUUUUCAUUAUUUAUUAUUAUUUACUUUUAAAUUUAUAAAAAUAUGGCGGCGUCGUUGGUGAGAGCAUGCUUUAAAUCAUAUCCAUCGACAAGACUUUUGUCUGAGAUUAUUAAGAAUGCCGAUCGUUAUGGAGAUGCAAAUAAAUUUAUUUAUGUUAAAACAUGCAUUGAAUGCAAUUGCUAUCAUACAACACCAGCGUUUUUUAAAAGAAGGAAAACUCGAGAAGAAAAGGCACAAGGAUUUACUCCAAAACCAAAGGCUACAAUUAAACUGCCAGUUAUUAAUGUUUGGAAGAAUAUGACAGUAAGAGAAUUAUCUGAGUCUACUGGAAGAUCAGUAAACGAUGUUUUAGAAGCUAUUUCUUACUUUGAUGCUCAAAGAUACAAUAAAAAUACUAUUAUUGAGGAUAAACGAAUCAUAUUUGGAGCAGUAGCUAAAUUAGGAGCUAAAUAUAAAAUCGUUCCUUCACCUCAUGAAGAGAAACAAGAAAGUAAGGAUUGUGAUGCCGUCAAAAGACCACCCCCAGAUCCAUCAAUAUGCAUUAAAAGGCAUCCAGUUGUAACAGUAAUGGGCCAUGUAGAUCAUGGCAAAACAACGUUAUUAGAUUCGUUACGACAUACAUCAGUAGUAAGCUCAGAAUUUGGUGGAAUAACUCAACAUAUAGGAGCUUUUAACGUAACAUUAGAUACUGGGGAAAAAAUAACUUUUCUUGAUACACCUGGCCAUGCUGCAUUUAGUGCUAUGCGAGCUAGAGGUGCCCAAGCCACAGACAUUGUUGUCCUCGUUGUAGCAGCAGAUGAUGGUGUUAUGGAACAAACAAUUCAAAGUAUAAAAAUGGCAAAAGAAGCUCAAGUGCCAAUCAUUGUUGCUAUUAAUAAAAUUGAUAAACCAGAAGCAGAUAUUAAAAGAACCCAGAAUAUGUUGGCUCAGCAAGGUAUCCAAGUGGAAGCUCUUGGUGGUGAGGUACCGAGCGUCAAUAUUUCAGCAUUAAAAGGAUUAAAUUUGAAAGAUCUGGUUGAAACGAUAGUUGCACAAGCAGAAAUUAUGGAUUUAAAAGGUGACCCAAAGGGACCUGUUGAAGGUGUUGUUAUCGAAGUUUCUACCGAAGUGGGUCGAGGUAAACUUGCUACUGCACUUAUUCAACGUGGUACUUUACGAAAGGGAACUGUUCUUGUUUGUGGACUUGCGUGGGCUAAAGUAAGAGCAAUGUUCGAUCAUGCAGCUAAUCCUGUUUCGGAAGCUAAAUUAUCCGAUGCAGUUCAGAUAAUUGGGUGGCGAGAAUUGCCAUCAGUUGGCGAAGAAAUUAUUGAAGUUGAAGAUGAACAAAGAGUUCAUCUUGUUCUAAGAUUUAGGAAAACUUUAGAGGAUAAAUUUAAAGCUGUUGAAGCACUGGAAGUUAUAAAACAAAGACAGGCGGAGCAUGAAAAAGUAUAUAAAGUUCAGCUGCAGGAAAGAAGAGCCUUAGGAAGGUACAGGAAAAGCAGAGAACCUGGUCCGAGAAAAAAAGAAAUACAGGAUGACGAUGGCAUCCCAAGAUUAAACGUUUUAGUAAAAGGUGAUGUCGUUGGUUCCGUUGAAGCUAUAUUGGAUGUUUUUGAUACGUAUGGAGAUGAAAAUCGAUGUCAUCUAGAUGUUGUUCAUUAUGGUAUUGGCCCAGUAUCCGAAGAUGAUGUCGAACUAGCUAAAGCUUUUGAUGCUAUCAUUUAUACUUUCAAUGUUAAUGCUCCAAAGAAAAUUGAAGAACUUGCUAAAAAAUUUAAGAUACCUAUUCAUUCCUAUAAAGUUAUCUACAAACUUAUAGAUGACAUUAAGAAUGAAAUAUGUAAAAAAUUGCCGCCAGACCAGGUUGAAGAAAAAUUGGGUGAAGCUAAUGUCUUGCAACAUUUCGAAAUAACGGAAAGAAAGAAAAAAGUGAAUGUUGCUGGAUGCCGUUGUACUGAUGGAAUCCUUAAGAAAGAUGCACAUUUCAGAAUUAUAAGAAAUCGUGAACAAAUUUAUGAAGGCAAAGUAAAAGAAAUCAGGCAUUUGAAAAGUGAAGUUAACAGUAUCAAAUCAGGAGUCGAAUGCGGUUUGAGAUUUGAAAAUCCAGAUGUUGUUGUGGAACCGGGUGAUACAGUUAUUUGCUAUGUAAUUCAUGAAGUAUCACCAAGUGUUAAUUGGGAUCCUGGUUUUUAAUUUGUUUAUUUAAUUUAUAAUUUUUUUAGAAAUGGAAAAUAAAAAAAAAUUUAGUACAAAAUAAUUUUGUUAUUAAAAAAGUAUACAAAUUAAUUUUUUUGGUCCUUUUAAAAUUUAAUCAUCGGUAGACUUUUUACUAGAAGAUAAAUUAAGCUGAACAAGUCUGAAAUUUAUUAUCGUAAAGUGCUUUUAUAAGUUGGACAAUUCUAAGUCUGUUAACAAAGUAUUAUUAACAUUAAGGCACAGAAAUCUAUUGACCGAUGAAUUUAAAUAGCUUGGAUAAAUCUAAUUCUACUGAUUGAAGUUCUUUUGCACCUAGAGCAUGUCUAAAUAUACUCUAUUAAUUUUUAUUGUUAAAGCAUGUGAACUGUUUAUUCCAAGCAAUUUUGUAAUUGAAAUUCAUUAUUGUAUUUAAAAUAUGUGUAUUGUUCCUUCUAAUUAUUAUUUUCAACUUUUCGAAUGUAAAUAUUCUUAAUUAAAAUUUUAUGUUAGAAUUGU
Molecule: messenger RNA, 2727 nt
Organism: Cotesia glomerata
Lineage: Eukaryota; Metazoa; Arthropoda; Insecta; Hymenoptera; Braconidae
Gene: mIF2
Product: translation initiation factor IF-2, mitochondrial
Exons: 11
Coding region: 97-2229 (710 amino acids)
Biological process (GO): translational initiation
Molecular function (GO): GTPase activity; translation initiation factor activity; GTP binding
Source: RefSeq, a predicted model, not a curated record